AUGUCGGUGAUCGAGCCGUUGAAGACCCUGGAAGAGCUCCUCUCCUUCGACCGACUGCUCCUCUUCGUCGUGGAGCCGUCGAGAGACGUAGGGCGGGGCACCGUCACCCUGAAAUCGGAAGAAGGCGCAAAAGCCAUCAACAAGAUCAAAGGAGCUCAUCUAGUCGCCAAAGUCGCGUCUCAGUUGGCCCGCGUCGCCGCUCGUCAGUGGUUUGACGGCUGGCUGGUCCGCAUUGUAACAGGAUUACAGCGCAGUCCACUUCGUCAUCAGCCUCCUUGCUGCCUUGAACGAAGAAAUGCACCACGCUGUGCCGGUUCCACCGUCGUCUGGCAGGCGAGUGCUCGACCCGGCGGUAAAGUCGAGCCGCAAUCUAAACUCAAUGACAAAAACUUGCGCUUCUUCGAUUCGUGCUACGGAAUCGUCUUGAAUUUCAAAUGGGACGAGGACUUGUUCAGUGAAUCCGCAGAGUCGGCGGGCAAACGCAGGGGUGACGUCUAUGCUGGGAUUGACAUCCUCGCUCGGGGCACGUGCUACGAAAGCCGCUUCGAGAUGCACAAG
Molecule: messenger RNA, 558 nt
Organism: Rhipicephalus microplus (southern cattle tick)
Lineage: Eukaryota; Metazoa; Arthropoda; Arachnida; Ixodida; Ixodidae
Product: cytosolic endo-beta-N-acetylglucosaminidase-like
Source: RefSeq, a predicted model, not a curated record